GAAUUGUCCGCGACAUGCCAAUAAUGCCAUCGCCAGUAGAGUGCUGACAACCUACUUUCAAACUUGGCCGCCACAAACGACGUCGUUAUAACUUAUAAGAGCCAUUUUCCCUGGUAAUUCCCGCAUUUUUUAAGACAGGGUCUAGGCUUCGUUUACAUGGACUAGGGUUUUAGCAUGAGCGGAGGAUGAGGAUGAUGGUUGGCUUCCUUCGCAAAGCCCUUAUGCUCCAGGUGAGGUUUAGUCUCACAGCUUCACCAACCCCACAAAGCUUGCAUUUUCUUCUCUACCACCUCUACCCAUUCUCAUCUUCUUCCACAUCCAUUUCAAUUUCUCAAAAAGCACACCCAUUCACUGUGUCUUACCUCGUUAACUCAUGUGGCCUCUCUCAUAAAGAUGCUCUAUCAGCUUCCAAAUACAUACACUUUGAAGCCCCCGAAAAACCCAAUUCUGUCCUUGCCUUCUUCAACAGCCACGGGUUCUCUAAAACCCAAACCUCAAAAAUCGUCAAAACAGAACCUCAACUCCUCUUAUCCGAUCCCGACAAAACCCUUUUACCCAAACUCCAAUUUUUUUACUCCAAAGGCGCUUCCAAGCCUGACGUUGCCAAGAUCGUAGCCUCUUCCCCAGCCAUCAUGAGACGAAGCUUGGAAAAUCAAGUCAUCCCAUCUUAUAAUUUCUUCAAAGAUUUUCUUCAAUCCGACAAGAUGGCAAUUACUGUUGUUAAACGCUUUUCCCGGAUUCUACUAUUUGAUAUUCACACCUACGUAGCAUCUAAUAUGAAUGCGUUACAAGAAUUUGGAGUACCCAAAUCAAAUAUUGCAGGAUUGCUAAGGAAUCAGCCUAUGGCAUUCAUGGUGAGGCCAAAUUUGUUUAGGGAGAAUUUGGAGGAAGUAAAGAAAAUGGGAUUUAAUCCUUCACAAAUGAAGUUUGUUAUAGCAGUCCAAGCAAUAAGAGCCGGGGGGAAAUCUUCCUGGGAAAGGAAGAUUGAUAUAUAUAAGAGUUGGGGUUGGUCUGAGGAAGAGAUUCGGUUAGCCUUCACAAAGUCUCCCUGGUGUAUGAUAUAUUCCGAGGAUAAAAUAAUGACAACAAUGGAUUUCUUUGUCAAUAAAAUGGGGAGGGAGUCUUCUUUGAUUGCUCGCCGGCCCGUGCUUAUCUCACACAGCUUGGAGAAGAGAAUUAUUCCUCGCUAUUCAGUUGUUCAAGUUUUGUUGUCAAAGGGUUUGAUUGAUAAAGACUUUAGUCUGCCAACGGUGUUUCAGUCUACUGAAAAGAUGUUUCUACACAAGUUUGUGAAUGUUUACAAGGAGGAAGCUCCUCAGUUAAUGAAACUUUAUCAAGAGAAGAUCAAUCUUUCAGAAAAGCAAGAUUUUCUUUAAGCGGGAAGUGGUAAUUGUAGAAUGUCCACAUUAUGAAUCCAAAUUUUUCUGCACCUUCCCGGGUGUGGUUGAUUCUGCUAAAAAUGAUUUUGUUCUUCAUCCUUAUACAUUUGGUACUUACUGCAACUAAUUCAGAUUUAUUUUAUAUGGAGGUUCAAUUUAUCCUA
This is a messenger RNA of Vitis vinifera (wine grape), 1543 nucleotides long. Its product is annotated as transcription termination factor MTERF5, chloroplastic. Gene Ontology annotation, biological process: chloroplast organization; regulation of DNA-templated transcription. NCBI's taxonomy places the organism in Eukaryota, Viridiplantae, Streptophyta, Magnoliopsida, Vitales, Vitaceae. The transcript has a single exon. Gene Ontology annotation, cellular component: chloroplast. Gene Ontology annotation, molecular function: double-stranded DNA binding. The record is from RefSeq and is a predicted model, not a curated record. Bases 186 to 1376 code for a protein of 396 amino acids.